AUGGCAGACACCAGCGCCUCCCCGCCACCAGGGGCGGCGGCAGGUGACGAGAACAACAACAAGAAGAAGAAGGAGCGAAGCAGGAGCGGAAGCAGAGACAGAGGCAGAGGCAGAGGCAGAGAGCGACGCAGAGGGUCGUCCCCAGAGGCCGACGACAUCGGCAAGGUGACGGUGCUGGACGUGCUGCGGGUGCUGGGCGGCGUGGUGCUGCUCAACUUUGCGCUGAGCUGGUACAUCACGGGCGAGUCGUUCCUGUGGGGGUGGCGGCCGUGGUUCUCGCGGCCGGACGGGCUGAGGGCUUGGUUGCGCGGCCCCGUCCUCCUCACAGACGAGCAGCUCGCCGCCUACGACGGCUCCGACCCCUCGAAGCCCAUCUACCUCGGCCUGAACGGCACCAUCUACGACGUCACGCCCGGCAGACACUUCUACGGCCCCAACGGCGGCUACCACUUCUUCGCCGGCCGCGACGCCGCCCGCGCCUUCGUCACCGGCUGCUUCGACACGGACCUCACCCCGGACCUGCGCGGCGCCGAGGACAUGUACAUCCCGACCGACGUGCCCGAAGAAGCGGAAUCAGAACUCUCUCUCUCCCCCGCCGACCGCGAUGCCCGCGACGCCCGCGAGCGCGCCGAGGCGCGCAGAAAAGUCGACGACGUCGUCGCCGGGUGGGCGCACGUCUUCGCCGGCGGCACCGGCAAGGAGUACCUGGCGGUCGGGCGGAUCGUGAGGGAGGAGGGCUGGCUGGAGCGGUUGCCGCGGAGGGAGCUGUGCGAGAAGGCGGCGGGGUUGAGGCCGAAGGGGAGGGUCAAGAAGAGGAAGAGUAAGGGUAAGGGUAAGGGUGAGGGGGGGGAGGAUGCGGCGGCGGCGAAGGAGGGAGGGAAGCGGUGA
Messenger RNA from Diplodia corticola, 888 nucleotides. Its product is annotated as cytochrome b5-like heme steroid binding domain-containing protein. Gene Ontology annotation, cellular component: membrane; endomembrane system. Lineage: Eukaryota; Fungi; Ascomycota; Dothideomycetes; Botryosphaeriales; Botryosphaeriaceae. Bases 1 to 888 code for a protein of 295 amino acids. The transcript is spliced from 3 exons. The record is from RefSeq and is a predicted model, not a curated record.